Molecule: messenger RNA, 8876 nt
Organism: Nothobranchius furzeri (turquoise killifish)
Lineage: Eukaryota; Metazoa; Chordata; Actinopteri; Cyprinodontiformes; Nothobranchiidae
Gene: top2a
Product: DNA topoisomerase II alpha
Biological process (GO): sister chromatid segregation; DNA topological change; resolution of meiotic recombination intermediates
Cellular component (GO): nucleus
Molecular function (GO): DNA binding; DNA topoisomerase type II (double strand cut, ATP-hydrolyzing) activity; ATP binding
Source: RefSeq, a predicted model, not a curated record
AUGUUUUAUUAGAACGACUAUUGAACAUUCAUUUUUCUAAGUUGCACAUAUUUACAUUAAUUACUAUGAAGUUGUCAGAAUGUAAAGCACUAUACAUUAUAUACUGUAUCAAAAUAUAUAGAAUCAAAUAUACAAAAACAAACAAUAACUAAAUAUUAAGAAUAUAUGAACAUAAUAGAUAAUAAAUAUUCUAAAUAGCAAAAAUAUUUCACACAUAACAAACUAAAGAUAAUCACUACAGCAUUGCACUUAGAACAGAAAACACAAACUAAAAUUAAAACCUAACCUUGAUGCAACAUCAUCAAUAAUGUCAUCACAUGAAAUCUGCUCCCCUACUGAGUGAUUGAUACUAAUCAGAGCCAGGUUAGUGAGCCGCCCCUGAAACAUAGGUGACCUCAGGUAUGACUUGAUCAAGUUUUGAAAAGCUCCUCUCAGCUUGAGCCACAGUGACUGGCAGAGCAGUCCAAAAGUUGGGGUAGAUCUCCUAUAGAUCUCAUGAUCCAUAAUAUUUUAGAAUUGCCUCUGAAAUUGUAAUUUAAACUGACAUAAAAAACUGUAGACUACCAAAAAUGCCAACUUUUACAGAACAAAUCAUGUAAAAAAUAAUCAGUGCAGCCAUCUGCAAUAAAUAAACAGGAUAGUUAGUGGUGACUGGGGUGUUUUCUUCUGCUUGUAGAGUGGUUUCAUUUAUUAUUAUGUGAACAUGAUCAACAUGUGUUUGUUGUUGUUCAGGCAGGCCACAGACUGCAGUGAGCAUUUAACAAAUCCUAGUUUGAAUCAGUAAAAAACGAUUCAAGGACUUUUUUCAAACCAUUUGAAUAUUCGUUUAAAUAUUUCAGCCCUAUUAGCUCUGUUAGCAAUUAGUUGACCGCAUUUAACCGUUAAAAUCCCAGUUAACUGGUUCAAAAAAUUGAAAACAUGCAUCAUGAGAGCUACAUACCUUUAUCUUUCUGCUCUUUUUUCUUUUUUUCCCCCUGAAUCGGGCACCUGGUGGUUUUAGCCUUUUUAUGUUCAUCUCUUCUGUUUGGCUCCUGACUCAGUAAGUUUCCUUUAGUCAGGACUAAACAAUUUGACCUUGAUGGGGGGGUGACCACAAAAUCGUUUUGUUUUUCCUUUUUUUAUUCGGCCAUUUCACACAAUUCAGAGAAACCUGAAAGAAUGAUAGGCCUGUGUUUAUGAUAUUAUGAAUGAAAUAUGGAAGAACGUUAAGAUGUGAUUGACUUUAGCCAUGUUAAUACAGUUGAUUCAGCCCCUGCACGCUCAUUUCAUCUGGGAAAGACGCAGAGGUGAAUUCCCCCGCCGCACCCCUCCCCUUCCUGUUCUUCAUUGACACACGGGUGCACGUGAACGUUCUCAGUCAGCAUGAGCGCCUGCAACUGCAGGGGGCGCCAACUUGCUGUUUCCAAUCCAGACACUGUAAUAUGACAGAUAAUAGAACACCUCGGUGCGGCGCAGAUUUCCUUUUUUUUUUUUUACUCCGCGCUUGUGCGCCCCUUUUGUGUCAUGAAAAAAUGCCGCCCCGGGCAACUGCCCUGUCUGCCCGUGCCUAAAACCGCUACUGUCCCCAGCAAUUUUUAAACCCCACUCAAGUGUAUGGUUAUUGUCCCCAGCAAUUCUGAAAACAAACUGACGCCCUUGUUGGGAGCGGACAAUUCGCCGAGCGUUUGUGGGGGGGAUUAAUAUUGAGACUUUUUGUGCUCUACAUUUAAUGCAUUUAUUUCUACUCUGUAUGGAAGAGGAUUAGAGCCACUGACAAGAAAUAAAAGAAAAGGAGAAUUCUUACUUUUUUCUCAGAAUUCUGACUUUUAAUCUCAGAAUUCUGACAGGGAAUUCAGGGAAAUAAGUCAGAAUUCUCUUUCUUUUCUUUUUUUCCUUUUCUGUGCCUGCAGCUAAUGCUAUAAUUAAUAACAUGUUUGUUGGUUUGUUUGUUUUCAUAAGCCCUACGCACUGUGCGUGAUGCGCAUUUGGGGAAGCGCAGGCGCUGGCUUAGCGUGAGAGUUUGGAGGUGUGGCGUAAGAGCGUGUGAAGAGGGUUAAAUGCAUCGCAAGCCUUAGGGAUCACAAGUCGCCCACUUUUGAGCAUGUUUGGUUAUUUAACGGCGAGAAACAGUGGAACAUGUUUUGUGUAACUGUAUAAAAUAUGAGGAAAGAAGAGGACAACUCAGGGAGAUAUUAAAAAACAUAGGAGGUGGAGUGAUAAAUGUAAAGAAUUUGUUAAAUGGUGAAGAAAGGCAUUAUAAGUUGGCUAUUGAGUAUCUAAAACACAGUGGUUUGUUGUUGAAUAGAAUUUAGUUUUUAGUUGGGGUUUUUUAGAGAGGGUGCUCGCUGCAGAACUACAAAGGCGGAGCUGCACCAUAAGGUGGAGCUGCACCAGAGUCAACCCCGCCCAUUCACGCAAACUCAGCCUAGCCCACUGACUUCCGUUUUUGUUUUCAACUUUAUCGCAAACUGACCUGACCCACAUGAAUUACGGCUGUUACUAGUUUACAGUCGUUAAUGCUAUGUUCUGUGCUCCAAUUAAACAAGAUAAAUAUAACUUGCUACAUGACAAAGUCUGAAUAUAUCCCGAAAUAAAAAGGUUUCUCGUAGCGAAUAUCUGCCCACAGCCGCUCUAACAAAAGUCCUGUACAACAGCAUGUACCCUUCCUGUGGGUUCUGGUAGUCCAGUGGCAAGAUCGUCUGACUAACGUUUUGCUUUCCCCUCAGCUGAUGCUGGUUCGAUUCUCGGUGGGGUCGGCAACAAUCUAUUCAGCCAGCUGAAACAUUUAAUUUGUUCAUAUUUUAGUUGUAAUGUUCAUUUAUAGCAAAAUAUUUAUGUCUCUACAAGUUCUUUGAAUUUGGUCGUUCCUAAACAGCAUUUUAGUUGAAACUCUGCUCACAGAUGGACUCACACUGGCUAAAUAAACGAAUGAAUAAAUAAAAAAAACACAUUAGUCAUUAUAUGUUAAACGGCAUACCAAUAAAUUGUUGUAAACAUAGUACUGGCAAGUGUAGCUAGAAAUGAGGAAAAGAGAUUAUAGAAUAUUUCCACUGCUGGGAGGCGAACCUGCGCAAAACUGCAUGUCAACCUGACACCAUUACCACUACACCACCACAUCUGAUAAAAAUCAGGUGGCGUUACAUUUUAUUAUGUUAUUUGGUGUGUCUUUGUAGAUGGGAUGUAUGAUUUUUCUGGCGGUGUCUCAGUAGAAGUCAUUUCAGAAAUAAAUUGUCAGAAAAUUCACAGAAUAUCCAGAUUUGAGAACCAAGACCAGACCCACUUUGGGGGAGGAGACCAAAUUGAAGCUGAGAUGGGAAGAAAAUGCAUGAAUGAGGCCAAAAAUGGCUUUGGCGUGUUUCUUAUGAGGAAAUGACAAUAUAACAUGAUUAAAAGUUCCAAAAGUUAGAUUUUUAAUUAUAUGGAACCUUUACAAAAACUGUUCAAUUAACUUCUCAACUCCCUCCUCAAUCUUGCAUUUUUUAGCUAUAACACCCUCUUUGUUUCCAGAAUGCUAUCAAGUCUGACAACUGGAAGGAAUUGGACUGACUCCGAUAGGAUGGGCGGGGCUGAUUCUGGAAUGGGCGGGGCUGACUCUGGUGCAGCUCCACCUUCUGGUGCAGCUCCGCCUUUGUGGUUCUGCAGCGAGCACCACUUGGUUUUUUACGCUCUUACUCCGACUCACACUCCAGCACAGUAGGUGGCGGAAAUGCACCUAGAAGUUAGAUGCCACCCGCCAAUAAACACGAAGAAGACGAAGAAGAAGAGUCACUCGUCUGAUUGGUGAAUUCACCUGGCGCGAAACCGUUGGACCAAGUUUCGAAUUUUCAAAGGAUUUGAUCACGUCGGCGACCAUAGGAUUAGUCUGGAGCUGUUUUACUACUUGUUCAAUCCUCAUCUUUUACGAUAUUAAAAACAACACGAAUUAGAAAGAUGGCUGAACCGCUGAAGGCCUUUUUAGAAAACAAGCCGGUGGAGAAGACAAAGAAAGAUCCGAAGCGAAUGUCCGUGGAGAGGAUCUACCAGAAGAAGACCCAGUUGGAGCACAUUUUGCUCAGACCAGACACCUAUAUUGGUUCUGUUGAGCCUGUCACUCAACAAAUGUGGGUGUAUGAUGAGCUUGAUGGCCUGAACUGCCGUGACGUGACGUUUGUGCCAGGGCUUUAUAAGAUUUUUGAUGAGAUCCUUGUAAAUGCAGCUGACAAUAAGCAGAGGGAUAAAAAUAUGAACCGCAUCAAGGUCAGCAUCGAUGUUGAGAACAAUACCAUCAGUGUUUGGAAUAAUGGGAAGGGGAUUCCUGUGGUGGAGCACAAAGUGGAGAAGGUCUAUGUGCCCGCCCUUAUCUUUGGACAGCUUCUUACUUCCAGCAAUUACGAUGAUGAUGAGAAGAAAGUCACUGGUGGUCGUAAUGGAUACGGUGCCAAGCUCUGCAACAUAUUCAGCACCAAGUUCACAGUGGAGACUGCCUGCAAAGAGUCAAAGAAGGUUUUCAAGCAGAGCUGGUAUGACAACAUGGGCAGAUCAGAGGAUGCCAAAAUCAAGCCCUUUGAUGGGGAAGAGUAUACGUGCAUCACCUUCAGGCCUGAUCUCUCCAAGUUCAAGAUGAGCACCCUGGACAGAGACACCGUGGCUCUGAUGACAAGGAGGGCAUAUGACAUUGCUGGAUCUUCUAAGGGAGUGAAGGUGUUCUUCAAUGGCAAGAUGCUGCCAGUGACUGGCUUUCGUAGCUACGUGGACAUGUAUGUAAAGGACAAGGUGGACGAGCUGGGCGCUGCGCUCACCGUCAUCCAUGAGAUCGUUAAUGAGCGCUGGGAGGUCUGCCUCACCAUGAGUGAGAAAGGUUUCCAGCAAGUCAGCUUCGUCAACAGUAUUGCCACAACAAAGGGGGGCAGACACAUCGACUACGUUGCUGACCAGGUCGUCAGCAAGCUCAUCGAUGUGGUGAAGAAGAAGAACAAAGCCGGCGUGGCUGUCAAACCCUUCCAGGUGAAGAAUCACAUGUGGCUGUUUGUCAACUGCCUGAUAGAGAACCCCACGUUUGACUCUCAGACCAAAGAAAACAUGACGCUGCAGCACAAGAAGUUUGGCUCCACUUGUCCUCUUAGUGACAAGUUCUUUAAGCAGGCUACCGGUUGUGGGAUUGUGGAAAGCAUCAUGAACUGGGUCAAGUUCAAAGCUCAGUCCCAGCUCAACAAGAAGUGUUCAGCUGUGAAGCACACCAAAAUAAAGGGUGUGCCAAAGCUGGAUGACGCUAAUGAUGCAGGUGGCAAAAACUCCCUUGGCUGCACUCUGAUCCUCACUGAGGGAGACUCGGCCAAGACGCUGGCGGUAUCUGGGCUGGGGGUGGUCGGCAGGGAUCGUUACGGUGUGUUCCCACUCCGAGGAAAAAUGCUCAACGUCCGGGAGGCCACGCAUAAGCAGAUUAUGGAAAACGCUGAAAUCAACAACAUCAUCAAAAUCCUGGGCCUUCAGUACAAGAAGAACUACAGCGACCCCGAGUCCCUGAAAAGUCUGCGAUAUGGAAAGAUCAUGAUCAUGACAGAUCAGGAUCAAGAUGGCUCCCACAUUAAGGGAUUGUUGAUCAACUUCAUCCACCACAACUGGCCUUCACUGCUCCAGCACAACUUCCUGGAAGAGUUCAUCACACCCAUCAUCAAGGCUUCUUUCAAGAAAACCCAGUUGUGUUUCUACAGCAUCCCUGAGUAUGAAGCGUGGAAGGAGAGCCAGGCCAACCACAAAUCCUGGAAAAUCAAAUACUACAAAGGUUUGGGAACCAGCACGUCGCAGGAAGCCAAGGAGUACUUCUCAGAUAUGCAAAAACACAAAAUCCCGUUUAAGUACUGUGGACCUCAGGACGAUGAAGCUAUCACUCUUGCCUUUAGCAAGAAAAAGGUGGAUGAGAGAAAAGAGUGGCUCACCAACUUCAUGAACAACAGGCGUCAGCGCAAAGAGCACAACCUGCCAGAGGAUUACCUGUACGGCAAGUCGACCAAAUUCCUGUCCUACAAUGACUUUGUCAACAAGGAGCUCGUCCUUUUCUCCAACUCUGACAAUGAGAGGUCCAUCCCAUGCUUGGUGGAUGGUUUGAAGCCGGGUCAAAGGAAGGUGUUGUUCUGUUGCUUUAAGAGGAACGAUAAGCGAGAGGUGAAGGUAGCCCAGCUGGCUGGCUCGGUGGCUGAGAUGUCUGCGUACCACCACGGGGAGAUGUCUCUGAUGAUGACCAUCAUUAACUUAGCCCAGGACUUUGUGGGAAGCAACAACCUGAACCUGCUGCAGCCUCUGGGACAGUUUGGAACCAGGCUGCACGGUGGAAAAGACUCAGCCAGCCCUCGAUACAUCUUCACCAUGCUAAGCCCUCUGGCCCGUCUCCUUUUCCCACCUCUGGAUGACAACCUGCUCAAGUACAACUUUGACGAUAAUCAGCGAGUGGAGCCAGAGUGGUACAUUCCCAUCAUCCCGACUGUGCUGGUGAAUGGUUCAGAAGGCAUCGGCACAGGCUGGGCCAGCAAGCUUCCUAACUACGACAUCCGUGAGAUCAUCAGCAACAUCCACCGAAUGCUCAACGGGGAGGAACCCUUGCCCAUGGUCCCAAGCUACAAAGGCUUCAAAGGUACAAUCGAGCACGUGAUGGACAACCAGUUCAUGAACAGCGGAGAGGUGUCCAUCAUCGACUCCACAACCAUUGAGAUCACUGAACUGCCUGUGAAAACAUGGACUCAGGCCUACAAGGAGAAUGUGUUGGAGCCCAUGCUGAAUGGAACCGAGAAAGUUCCUCCUCUCAUCACGGACUACAAGGAAUACCACACCGACACCACGGUGAGGUUUGUUGUUAAGCUUACGCCUGAGAAGCUGGUGGAGGUGGAGGCCGCUGGGAUUCACAAAGUCUUUAAGCUGCAGAGCUCCCUCACCUGUAACUCCAUGGUCCUGUUUGAUCACAUGGGUAGCUUGAAGAAAUAUGAGUCUGUGCUGGACAUCUUCAGAGACUUCUUUGAGCUGAGGAAGAAAUACUACUUCCUGAGAAAGGACUGGCUGGUCGGGAUGCUCGGAGCAGAGAGCUCUAAACUCUCAAACCAGGCUCGUUUCAUCCUGGAGAAAAUCCAGGGAACUCUGGUCAUCGAAAACAAACCAAAGAAGGAACUGAUUCGGAUGCUGCAGCAGAUGGGCUAUGACUCAGACCCGGUCAAAGCCUGGAAACAGGCUCAAGAUAAGAACGAGGAGGAGUUGAAUGAAGAGGAGGAAGGAGCAGAACAGGAUGACAGCGGGCCGGACUACAACUACCUGCUGAGCAUGCCCAUGUGGUUUCUGACUAAAGAGAAGAAGGAGGAGCUGUGCAAACAGAGAGAUGCUAAGCUGACAGAGUUGAACAUUCUGAAGAAAAAGUCUGCAGAAGACCUGUGGAGGGAAGAUCUCUCCGCUUUCUCAGAGGAGCUGGAGCGCGUUGAGGCAAAAGAGAAGGAGAAUGCCAUGUUGCCUGUGAAGGCUGCUGGAAAAGGAAAAGGUGUGAAAGUGAAAACGGAGACUCUGCCCACGCCGCAGGGCCGCCGCAUUGUUCCUCGCAUCACCAGCGCUAUGAAAGCUGAGGCCAACAAGAAGGCUUGUGUGAGGAGAGGAGAGAAGCAGGAAGGCAAGCGAGGCAAGAAGGCCAAGAGCGACAGUUUAAUAGUGAAGAUGGAGUUUGACGAGGACAUGGAGAACAUUUCUCCAGUGGAGGAAACUGGUUUGGUUGCACGGCUGGGCAAGAAAACAAAUGCCAAGGAGAAAGCUUCAAAGACCAGCAAGCAGACUACUCUCCAGUUUAAGGCGGUGCCCAAGAAGUCUAAGAAGAAUCCAUGGUCCGAUGAGUCCGAAGGUUUUUCUGACAGCGAGAUGGAUGCUGAUGAUGUUGAGGAGGAGGUUGUUGUCCCCAGAGAGAAGGUGGAACGCAGAACUAAAGCUCCAGUGAAGUACAGCAUGUCGGACAGUGAGGAUGAGUUUGAUGACGGGGAGAAGAAAGCCCCUAAACAGAGAGCUGUUAUCAGCGACGAUGAUUCGUCCUUUAACGUAGGGCUCAGCGCCGCGUCGGACAGCGACAAGGACUCUCCAGCUCCGCCUCCCAAAGCUCCAAAGCCCACGAAAAAGGAGACCAAGAGCAAAUCGGUAUCUAAACAAACCAAAGCCACGUCUAGUUCUCAUUCUGAUGAUCCUGCUCCCAAGGCUCCAGCUCAGUCUAAAACCAAAGAGGCUGCACCUAAGAAAGCUGCUGUUGCUAAGAAACCAGCUGCUUCCAAGAAGAAGGCGGCAGAUGUGAAGCAGCCGUCCAUCGUUGAUGCUCUGACCAAGCGCAAGCCUGCAUCCAAACCCGCUGCUGCCUCAAAGCUGCCCUCCUUUGACUCUGACGACUCAGAGGCUGAGUUAAAAGCUCCAAAAGCGAAACCUUUAAAACGAAAGCAGGUGGUCAACGAAGACUCGGACAGCGAUUCGGGUAACCUCAUGUCGAGGCUCAAAACCAAAACAAAUGCCGGCCCCAAGAAACCUAAGAAGUGGGAUGAGGAUGACAGCUUCCUGGUUUCGGACCAGGAAAUGGCCUCUCCAGUUGCUGCUGCACCCCGAGACAAAGCGGCACGCGCUCGCAAACCCGUCAACUAUAACAUCGAUUCAGACUCUGAUUUUUAAUGUGAGUCUUUAAAAGUUUUUUGAGUUACCUGGGUAGUUUUGUUAGACCACUCCUACUUGAAGAAGCCUCAGUAGGACAGUCUGUUAUUCAAUUCACUUGUUGUAUGUUGAAUGUUCUUAACGAGUUUUUGUCUUAAAAUCCAUCCAGUGUUUUAAUGACUGCAAUAAUCCUGUUGUUUCCGUUGCCAUGUAAAUAUUUCAGUGGCUUUUCUUUAACUGUUUUUGAAAUAAAAUGUGUGUUCUUUUAA